This is a messenger RNA of Neopelma chrysocephalum (saffron-crested tyrant-manakin), 481 nucleotides long. RefSeq names its product zinc finger and BTB domain-containing protein 3-like. Gene Ontology annotation, molecular function: RNA polymerase II cis-regulatory region sequence-specific DNA binding; DNA-binding transcription factor activity, RNA polymerase II-specific. Gene Ontology annotation, cellular component: nucleus. Lineage: Eukaryota; Metazoa; Chordata; Aves; Passeriformes; Pipridae. The annotation marks the transcript as partial. The transcript has 2 exons. Gene Ontology annotation, biological process: regulation of transcription by RNA polymerase II. The record is from RefSeq and is a predicted model, not a curated record.
GCCGAGGCGAUUGUCAUCUCGGACGAGGAGCCCGACGGCGCCCGACGCCCCUCGUCGGGACCCCCCCCGGCCCCCGCCCCAUCCCGGCCCGGGGGGUUCGGGGAGGGGGGUGCGGCGGCGCUGGGGGCGGUUCUGGGGGGGCCGCUGCGGGAGCCCCCCCUGUUCCUGGCGCCGCUGGAGCCCCGGGGGGGGUUCGGGCUGUUCGCCGAGGAGGCCCCGACGUGCCCCACGUGCGGGAAGACGUUCUCAUGCUCCUACACCCUGCGCAGACACGCCACCGUCCACACCCGAGAGCGGCCCUACGAGUGCCGCCACUGCCUGCGCUCCUACACCCAGUCCGGGGACCUGUACCGACACGUCCGCAAGGCCCACAGCCACGGCGGGGCCGCGCGCGCCCACCACGACCACCGGGACACCGCCCGCGAUGGGGACAACCCCACCUGAGCGGCACCGGCGGGACCCCCGUGACGGGACACUGGGA